UUUUGAAUGACAUAACAUCUAUAACGGCCUAUUAGGAUCAGGCUCUCAUAUGUGCAGGGCGGGCUUUUCACGUGCUGCUGCUACAGGGACACCAAGAUGGAAAUCCAGGGGCAUACUGACACCCAAAACACUCGCUAUCAACAUGGCGUCCAGCCUCACGCUGAAUUCUCUCAGCAGGGUACAGCUUUAGGGACUAAUGAGAGCACCCGUGUGACUGAAAAUGAGGUCUCAGAUCUUUCCGGAUCGCUCGGCUUGGAAAGCGACGACAACAACAACCGGGACAGGUCAUAUCCGCUUCGGCGGGCGGGAAAUGGUAGCGGCUGCAUUCUGUCUUCUAAAACCAAACAGGUUAAGACACAUGAUUUUCAGUCUGAAGAUGCUGAGCUCAGUGACAUGACAGCGCCCAAGAAGAUUUUUAAUGAAUCAGAGCUUCUGCCUUCAGAUUUUUACAGGGCUGAAGAAGAUGAGGGCAGCGAUCGGCAAAUGGCGCUUCCCUUCCUGGUGAGCCGUGAACAAAGACAUACGCCAGAGAAGACUCUCAACAAAACUGCUGUCUCUAAUGGCACGAGCCCGGAGGAACUGUACGUGGUUUUUAACAUAGUGCAUAAAGAGGAUCAAACUAAAGCUGAAGAGAAUGAAUCAUCAUCAAAAUCGAAGACACAAUUUUCUCGAUCAGAUUCAGAUGAGAAUUUUAGUAGAACUUCAAGAUACGCACACAGCAGUUCAAGUACCAGAUCUGAAAGAACACACCAAAGUGUUAGACAAGAGAUUUGUCUCGAGGCAGUCAAUCGAGACCCUACAUUAUCCGAAGAUUAUGUUGGGAGCAGACAAACACCAAAGAUCUCCAAAGCAGGAAUGACCAGCAAUAAUUUAGUAUCAGCUGAACGCUCAACAGAUGAAUUGACACAGUGUGUGGUAAAAAAUAGCUCUGCCUUUGUAACAGAAAACAAGACUGCUGAAAUUAAUAUCGUAGACUUUGCAAGUCAGGAGUCCAGCAGUAAUGAGGAUUGCGUUUCUGAUGGGAACCCGAUGCUUGUGCAUGAGACACUCUCCGGGACUAUCAUGAUGAACAAUCAGAGCAUUAUUGUGACUAUUGAGAAUGGAUUAUUGACCCUGGCCACCUCACCAGAGGGCUAUGCUUACAAGGAGGAUGGUAUUAUAAGCUUAAAAGAACAUUUGGGGAUGAAAGAUGAUGAUGAUCUUGUACUGCUCAACUACGAUGGGGGAUGUAAAUCUAUUGGAAAAAUGAGCAAUGUAAGCACAAGUCCACAAGUUGAGCCUAAAGCUGGACUGGCCAGCAGCGACUCAGUGUUGACUCUAGUUGAUGAUUGUUCACUGUCAGAAAUGGGUGUCACUCUGGACUCUUGCCCACCAAUCAAGCAAGAGAUAGAAACCGUAUGCGCUAUAGAUAAUAGAAAUACUAUUUGUCAAAAUUCAAAAAUCAAACCAGUUAUAUGUGAGGAAGAACUACAGCCAAUGAACCAUUUAGCUGUGGUAGGUUUGGCCAAGAAAGGUUCAGUUGUAAAGUAUAGAUGUCCUCAGCCAGGCUGUUCUAACAUGUUUGAUACUCGGCAAAAUCUCAAAAUUCAUUUGGUUCUGCAUGCAGAGGACCAGCGUCCCUUCAAGUGCACAGUGGAGGGCUGCGGUUGGUCCUUCACAACAUCAUACAAACUGAAACGGCACCUACAGUCUCAUGACAAAGUGCGUCCUUAUAAAUGUGAAUGGGAAAACUGUGGUCGCUGUUUCACCACAGUCUAUAAUCUAAAAGCUCAUGUUAGAGCCCAUGACCAGGAAAAUGCAUUUAUCUGUGAAGUAUGCAGUGAGAGGUUUCGCACUGCCACAAAACUUGCUAAUCAUCAAAGAACACACUUUGAACCAGAGAGACCACAUAAGUGUGAGUUCCCAGGAUGUGAGAAGACCUUCAUCACCUUCAGUGCCAUGUUCUCCCACAACAGAACCCACUUCAGAGAAAUGGGCGAGUUCACCUGCACCUACCCUGACUGUGACAAGAGAUAUGACAAGGCCUGUAGACUUAAAAUACACCUCCGCAGUCACACAGGCGAGAGACCUUUUGUUUGUGAUUCUGAUUCCUGUGGAUGGACUUUCACCAGCAUGUCAAAAUUACUUCGGCACAAACGGAAGCAUGAUGAUGACAGGCGUUUUGCUUGUCCAGAGGAAGGCUGUGGGAAGUCCUUCACACGGGCUGAGCACCUGAAGGGCCACUGUAUUACACACCUGGGCACCAAGCCAUUUGAAUGCCCUGUAGAAGGUUGUAAUGCGAAGUUUUCAGCUCGCAGUAGUCUCUACAUCCAUUCUAAGAAACACAAGCAGAAUGGAGUGAGUCUGAGGAGCCGUUGUCCUGUGGUUGGAUGCACCAAACACUUCUCAUCACGCAGCAGCCUAAAGACACACAUGCUUAAACACCACAACUUCAGCCCAGAUGUAUUGAGUCAGUUGGACAGCACAGCCACUCUAACCCCCAGCAACGAGCUGACAGGCACAUCACAGGCUGUUAGCACCCCCCCAGGACCUGCAGGAGCAGAGAUCAACAGUCUAGACCUGACCUCCCUCUUCUCCAGAGUCCCUGCAUGUCCAGCAACUACUGCUGUCUCUUUGGGGUCUGUAGGUAGCUCUGGGCCAGCAUCCUUCUCCAUGGAUCUGUCCCUGGUCAACACUGGAAUCCUUACAAUAGAUUCAGUUUCAGCUGGAUCGGCUCUUAAUGGGGCAAAGACUGUAGAUCCUCUCAUUUUAGCACCCGGGCAAGAUAUGGGGGUACACAUAUUAGAUGCGGGAUUGGGCGCUGGAGGAGGUGGAGGGGUUUUACCACAGGCAACAUUGCAUUUGGAUGAUGUACAAACUGUCAACCCAGAAGAGCUGGGAACACUAACAGCUCUGGCUAUCCAAAGUACUGCAUCGUCAGAACAACUUCACACUCUGAGCUCCUGCAGUGCUUUGAUAGUAGAAUCACCAUCUACUCUUAUGCCAACACUUUCAUCAUCGCUCACUCCAUCUCUUUCCUCUUUGACAUCAGUUCUGCCUUCAGUGCUCGGUUCCUCUCUUGUUCCCUCUCUCUCUGCCCAUCUCGCCUCCUCUCUCUCCUCUGCGGGAGCCCCUGUGACAGAGUUGCUUUCUCCGCAGGCCAAGGUGGCAGCCUUUGAGACCGCUGUGGGGCCCUUGCUGAGCAGAGCUGAGGUCAUGCCCCCAUCAGAUGGCAAUAAGGGGAUGUGCCAGUUUGUGUUCCCCAGACACAGUGGAUCCUACUGUGGGCAGAAAAACACAGAGCUGGCAUCUGUCACCCCCUGCCCCAUUAUGGAGAGCAGUGGAUCAGCACGCACAGACUACAGGGCCAUCCAUCUUGCCAAGAGGAGGAAACAGAAAGGUUCAGGGUCUUCCACAUGUGCCUCAGAGACUGACCAUAGAAAGACUAAAGGGUCAAAGGGUGCCAGCUCUGCACUGCAGAAUACUUCAAGUGCUCAUUUUGGAGGAGCUGCUACAGGAAAUGGUGACCUACCCAUUCGGGAUCCAGUGACUGGUGCACAGUUUGUGCAGAUUCAGCUGUUACAGGAUGAUCCAGCUGCUGAUGGAGAAUUGGCUUUCCAGUUGAGUUCACAGACCUCAUGUUCACACUCGCAGCUCACAGUGGAUCUGCCUGUCAACAUCCUACAGGAACCCACAGCCAUAGCUGAAGAUGAAAAUGGAUCUGAAAGCUCCCAAUUCACUGGCAGCACCAUCAACCUACAAGACCUGGAAUGACAAUAGAACCAGGAAAACCCUUGUGUCUCUUGCUCUCAUAAUCUUGCAUCUUCCCUGAAUGUUUCCACUGAUGUUGUCAUUACCAUGUUUAAUGCAACAAAUCCCUUUCAUGCAUUCAUGUUUAAUACAGCAACAUUGAGAUCUUUUUCAGUAACUUUUUCCAAAAAAUAAUAACGGUUUCCAGACAAAAUGCUAAUUUGACGAAACAAAUUUGUUUUUUUUGUUUUUUUACAAUUUUUGAUAACGCAAACUUGCUUGAUUUAUUUUAACUUAUUUUUUUUAUUAUUGGUCUUUUGUGCGCACACUUAUGAAACUAGCAGUAAAUAUGUCAUCAUAGAUGUCUUGGUUUAUGUUCUAUUAUUGAAUGCUGGGCUGAUCUGUGACAGAAUCAGUUGUGUUAUCGUGUUCAGAGUUUAUUAGUUUGUAAUUAAAUUAGAGAAUGUUACAUGCAGAAUAAAUAUACUAUUGUACUAUAUAAAUACUAUUGGUGCAUAAAAGCACUGCAAAGUGCCACAAUAAUGCCCCCCUAAAUCAAAAAUUAAAAUUAUUUUUAAUUAUAGUCAUACUAAAGACUUUCAUAACUAAUGCAGACAGGUCACUCUAAUUUUGAAACAGCAAUUUGAUGUGAAGUCUUGGGCAUAUUUACUAUUAAUGUGAAUGUUCCUGGCAACUGACAACCAAUUAUGAUCUUUUACUGUCUGUGUCAUCUUUAGUCUAUCUGGUUUUCCUGUCCUGUUUUACAGCUACAAAGUCUGACAGAACAAAAUAUGUUGUUUUCAUGUUUAUUUUUUUAUGGCUUUGUAAAGUGCAGAUACAAUUAUGUUCUAUGUUUGUGAAAACGUUUGUUCUACUUUUUAUAAAUCAUGCAGUUGUAACUUAUUUAUUAGGUUUGGUUCGAAACAGGUUAUUAAAGUUUUACAUUUAAAUAAAAUUCUUGGCUCUUG
Molecule: messenger RNA, 4697 nt
Organism: Myxocyprinus asiaticus (Chinese sucker)
Lineage: Eukaryota; Metazoa; Chordata; Actinopteri; Cypriniformes; Catostomidae
Product: zinc finger protein ZXDC
Exons: 9
Coding region: 97-3753 (1218 amino acids)
Biological process (GO): regulation of transcription by RNA polymerase II
Cellular component (GO): nucleus
Molecular function (GO): transcription coregulator activity
Source: RefSeq, a predicted model, not a curated record